GGCGCAGUGGGCGUCGGAAGUCGGUCCACGGGGUCGGCUUGCACAGCUUUUGAAUACUACUGUAAGUGGUUACAGGCUCAUGUUAGUGGGCCAAGCGAACGAUCAAGGUGCAAGCUCAUGGGAGUGGGCCAAGCGAACGGACAAGGUGCAGGCUCAUGGCAGUGGGCUAAGCGAACGGACAAGGUGCAGGCUCAUGGCAGUGGGCCAAGCGGACGGACAAGGAGCAGGCUCAUGGCAGUGGGCCAAGCGAACGGACAAGGUGCAGGCUCAUGGCAGUGGGCCAAGCGAAUGGACAAGGGGCAGGCUCAUGGCAGUGGGCCAGGCGAAAGGACAAGGUGCAAGCUCAUGGCAGUGGGCCAAGCGAACGGACAAGGUGCAGGCUCAUGGCAGUGGGCUAAGCGAACGGACAAGGUGCAGGCUCAUGGCAGUGGGCCAAGCGGACGGACAAGGAGCAGGCUCAUGGAAGUGGGCCAAGCGAACGGACAAGAUGCAGGCUCAUGGCAGUGGGCCAAGCGGACGGUGAAGGUGCAGCCUCAUGGCAGUGGGCCAAGUGGACGAUCAAGGUGCAGGCUCAUGGAAGUAAGCGAACGGACAAGGUGCAGGCUCAUGGCAGUGGGCCAAGCGGACGCACAAGGAGCAGGCUCAUGGGAGCGGGCCAAUCGAACGUACGAGGUGCAGGCUCAUGGCAGUGGGCCCAGCGAACGGACAAGAUGCAGGCUCAUGGCAGUGGGCCAAGCGAACGGCUCUUUUUUUUAAAUUGCCUUUUUUGCUCUUUUUUUAGCUUUAAAAGCAAUUUUUGCUGUUAUUCUAAAAAAGUUACCGCUACCCCGUGCUGCUACCCCUACUUUCCUUUUCCUUUUUUUUGUUAAAAAAAUGCCUUUUUUGCUCUUUUUUUUAACUUUUGUA
Molecule: messenger RNA, 906 nt
Organism: Ciona intestinalis (vase tunicate)
Lineage: Eukaryota; Metazoa; Chordata; Ascidiacea; Phlebobranchia; Cionidae
Source: RefSeq, a predicted model, not a curated record